Messenger RNA from Castor canadensis (American beaver), 3449 nucleotides. The record is from RefSeq and is a predicted model, not a curated record. Lineage: Eukaryota; Metazoa; Chordata; Mammalia; Rodentia; Castoridae.
GCGUUGCCCAGACUGUCACCAUGCCAUGACUUUCUGUGGCCAGGGUUGCCCGUGACCCCCUGGCUGAGCUGCCUGUGCUGAGUAUCUCCACUCAGAGUCAUUCUCACACCCUGUUUCUGUACCAGUCCCUAAGGGGUGGGGUGUGCGUUUGCCCGGCCUCCUCUGCUUCGACUGCCUCUUCUCCCCGUUCCUUUCUCUAGUCACUCGUUCCUGCGUGUCAGUUUGGGGUCAUGGAGAUUAGGUUUAUCCUUUACAUUAUAACCCACGCCUGUCUUUCCUCUUGUGGUUCAGAUCGUUCCACUUGGUCGUCGGGAGCCUUUCACUUGGCUCCACUUCCCCUGACCCCCAUCACUUCUGGCUUCUGGUGUUGAACGUGUCCUUUCCCUCUGUACCUCACAGAGUUCCCGUUCACCCUCCUAUUUCCUAUCCCUCUCAUUUUGUUGUUGUUUUUUUGCGGUGCUGGAGAUGAGCCCAGGAUCUCACCCAGGCCCACUCUCCACCUGAGCCGUACUCCAAAACUGCCUGCAUUGUUUUAAACCAUGGGCACUGAGCAUCUCAGUCCCUCAGGGUACCUUCAGGGCCACCCACAGGGGACCGAGAUGUGUGUGGGCCUUGGGAGACCCUUUACUGCAGAGCAAGCAGUGGUGCCAGAAGAAAAAGUACCUUUUCUUUCUUUCAUUCUUUUUUUUUUUUUUUGGUGGGACUGGGAUUUGAACUCAGGGCUUUACACUUGCAAAGCGGGUGCUCUACCGCUUGAGCCACUCCUCCAGUCUGUUUGGCUCUGGUUACUUUGCAGAUGGGGGUAGGUCUCAUGAACUAUUUGCCCAGGCUGACCUUGAACUGAGAUCCUCCUGAUCUCAGCCUCCCAAGUAGCCAAAAUUAUAGGCAUGAGCCACCAGCACCCAGCCUGAAAGAGUCCUUUUCCAAACGUGUCUUGGUGGCCGGUGACUCCAGGCAAGGUCCCCCUGGAAGGCAUCGUGCAGCCUGGUAAUUGUCCUAAUGCUCAUUGAGUCUGGGAAGGUGGGCCCCCCCAGCCUGUCCCCAUGCCAUCAUUCUGUCUGCUGAGUGACUUCAGUGGCCUCUUCCCCUCUCUGCUUUACUUGAACCAGGUUAAGGAACUGACUGUGAGAAUCACAUGCAGGAAGUGACAGAAAGGCCUUUGUCAGCGAUGAAGCAAGCAGCCCUGGGGACAGUGGCAUCAGAAAGCGAGAGAGGGUGCCCUCUCCAUGUAGGGGGCUGAAGCCAGGUUGGGGACAGGCCACCCAGUCCUCGGGAGGAGUAGUCACCAACCACUGGGGCUGGCCUCGUCUCACUCAGCCCUUCUCGCUCCCCAGGACCGAGUCCCCGCUGUCCGAGCAGGCCUGGGAUGGGUGAUGGUGUGAAGGAAGGCCCGGUGCGCCUGAGUGAGGAUGCUGAAGCCGUCCUGUCCCCACCCAUCUCCGCAAAGAGGGAUCAUCGGCAGGUGCUCAGCUCCCUGCUGUCUGGGGCCCUGGCUGGCGCUCUUGCCAAGACGGCGGUAGCUCCCCUGGACCGAACCAAGAUCAUCUUCCAAGUGUCUUCGAAAAAGUUUUCUGCCAAGGAGGCCUUCCGGCUCCUCUACUUCACCUACCUCAAUGAGGGCUUCUUCAGCCUGUGGCGCGGGAACUCGGCCACCAUGGUGCGCGUGGUGCCCUACGCCGCCAUCCAGUUCAGCGCGCACGAGGAGUACAAGCACAUCCUGGGUCGCUACUACGGCUUCCGCGGAGAAGCCCUGCCCCCGUGGCCUCGCCUCCUGGCUGGUGCCAUGGCUGGAAUCACAGCGGCCUCACUCACCUACCCCCUGGACCUGGUCAGGGCAAGGAUGGCCGUGACCCCGAAGGAAAUGUACAGCAACAUCUUUCACGUCUUCGUCCGCAUCUCCCGGGACGAGGGGCUGAAGACCCUGUACCACGGCUUCACGCCCACCGUGCUGGGCGUCAUCCCCUACGCCGGCCUCAGCUUCUUCACCUACGAGACGCUCAAGAGCCUGCACAGAGAGUACAGCGGCCGGCCGCAGCCCUACCCCGUGGAGCGCAUGGUGUUCGGGGCGUGCGCGGGCCUCAUCGGCCAGUCGGCCUCCUACCCGCUGGACGUGGUGCGGCGGCGCAUGCAGACGGCGGGCGUGACGGGCCACCCGCACGACUCCAUCGUGGGCACGCUGCGCACCAUCGUGCGCGAGGAGGGCGCGGUGCGCGGGCUGUACAAGGGCCUGAGCAUGAACUGGCUCAAGGGCCCCAUCGCCGUGGGCAUCAGCUUCACCACCUUCGACCUCACGCAGAUCCUGCUGCGGCAUCUGCACAGCUAGGCCACCGCGGCCCGAGCGCGGCCGGCCAGGGCGCCCCGACGACCAAGCGGGCCGCGGGCGCGAAGCGGGCGCGCCCUUGCAGAGCGGUGAGCGCAGUGCUGGGACGAGCGCUGCGGGUCGCGGCGGUCCCCUCCCCGUCCUCCGGGGACUGGCGCCGGUUGCCCAGGUGUCACCCAAGAGGCCCUGGAGCGGUCAGCACCGCCUCCUGUCCUGUGACGUGCGUGCCGCCGUCUGGAUUCUAGUGACCCCCGUGCACACUAGGCUCUGAGCCGCUCUUCCCGCUCAGUCCUUUGGGCCAGCGCCCUUGACACUGGCUGGCCCUGCCUCUCCCGCGCCAGCCUUGGUCCCCGAGGCCCUGUCCUGACGGCCUUGGGCACACCCUAGCCUCCAGGGCAGGGUGGGGCCCAGGAGCAGGACUUCCUGGCUGUUCCCACCUGUCUGGCACAUGGCCUUCCCCGAGGGUCCCACUGGGUCGUGUCCCCCCCCCACAACUGUUAGGCACAGCGACAGGAAGCCACUUCAGAGGCGGCUCACACCAACCUGGGGAUGUCCAGCGCCCAGGCCACCCCUCCAGGCCCAGAAACUCCCUUGCCACCAGUAGCGUUGAUGGAGGCGGGUGGCCCUGGCCUCCGCACACCCUGACACCGUCUUGCUGGCUCAGCAGCCACCUGGCACAGGGACCUGGGCAGUCGGAGCUGUCUCCGGACGUUUCCAGUGGUGGCCUGUGUUUAAUGUCCCUCUCGCCUUUCUGUCCUUGCCAUGAGCCUGGUGUGAGGACUCCUCUGGCCUUCCUCACCUCUGUCCCUGAUGGCUGGGAGGGACUGUCCUUUGAGGCACAGUUGUCACCCAGCAGGAAAGGCUGGGACCCCCACGGGGAGUCAGGAGGGGCCCACCCCAGGCAGGUGACAGCGAAUGGCUGGCCAGACGGGAGGGGAAGGCCGAGGGUCCCUGGUCCUGCUGGCCCACGUCCCUCCCUCGGGGGCCUGGCUGGGCUCACCCCGCCCCGCUGGCCGCUGGUCGGGAGUUCUAUUUUGAUGCCAUGAAGUCACUUUGUUUAUAUAUAAUGUUUAUAUAUUUUAAAGACUUGUGCCAAGAGAGUAUAUUUAAUAAAAAUUUAAACUCCUGU